GUAUUUGUGAAUUCCAACUUGAUAUAUUGUAUCAGCGUUGGCUGAUAACAAGAAAAAAUAUAGAUAAUUUCGUUGCCAUUAUACUAGUGCAUUUAAAGUUGUGUUUAAACACAGUUGUAUAGAUAAAGAAAAUGAGUAAAAAAGAAAAAAGUAAGGAGAAUAAACCGAAAGACAUUAAAGUGAAGAGAAAUAGAAGUGGACACAGUGCUACGUUGAUAAUACUGCCCAUAAUAUUCGGUAUUUUGGCAGCAGCUGGCUACUCUAUAUACUUAGAAGUAAGUACUGUGCCGGACCUACCACAAAUAGAUUUGAACGCAUGGUGGGGACCCAAUGAUACUAAGACCAAUCAAGACACAUCUGUAAGGCCUUAUAAAGUGGUAUUUUCUGACGGGCUCAUAUACGAUCUGAAUCAAAGACAGGAACGUUACAGAGCAGACACAAAAGGCAAGAAGAGUCUUCCAGAAGUAGCUUGGACAUAUGGAGUCCAUUCUGAUGGGUUCGCUCAAUUCUUUGCUCAUUGGCUGUUCAAAUGUAGUACAAAGUAUCCUGAGAGAGUGAAGUUUUUAAACCAAUUCGACCAUUUCUUGACGAAUAUUCAGGGACUGGAUAUCCAUUUUAUACACGUUAAACCAAAAGUACGGAAUGAAGUAAAGGUAGUUCCCCUGCUCCUUCUACAUGGAUGGCCAGGGUCAGUGAGGGAGUUCUACGAAGCUAUACCACUGUUGACAACUCCUAAACCAGGUUAUGACUUAGUGUUCGAAGUGAUUGCUCCCAGUUUACCAGGAUUCGUGUUUUCACAGGCACCAGUCAGACCAGGCUUGGGGAGUCCACAAAUUGCGGUGAUAAUGAGAAAUCUGAUGCAAAGGCUAGGUUUCUCCCAAUACGUGGUCCAGGGUGGAGAUAUUGGUCAUUUUAUUGGUUCUGACAUGGCCACAUUGUUCCCUAAUCAAUUAUUGGGCUUCCAUAGUAACAUGCCUCUCAAUUUCCAAAAGAAGACUAUUUGGACCUGGGUAUUGGGAGGUGUUUGGCCAACGUUGGUCGAACAUGAUCACACUGACCGUUUGUACCCAUUGAGGAAACAUAUAGAAUUCUUUUUGGAAGAAUCUGGAUACAGCCAUAUUCAGUCUACCAAACCUGAUACUAUAGGCGUAGCUCUCCAAGAUUCUCCAGUAGGCCUCGCCUAUUAUAUCCUGGACCGUUUCAUGAUCUUCACAGACCCGAGCAACAAGUUUGAAGAGGACGGUGGCCUCUCCAAGCAUUACAACAUGACCAAUAUUGUCGACAACAUUAUGCUGUAUUGGGCUACAAACUGUAUAACCACGUCUAUGAGAUUAUAUAAAGAGAUGGCUGGGAUGACUGAAUUGACGACUGUUUUGGCCAAAAUUCCAACACAAGUUCCCACAUGGGGCCUCCGCCUGAAGCACGAACUGUUCUUCCAGCCAGAGUUCACUCUUAGAUGGAAGUUCACCAACCUCCUUGGCACCACCACGUUGGACAAAGGCGGCCAUUUUGCUGCUUUCGAAAUGCCUGACGUCUUCGCUGACGACGUAUUCAAAGCUGUUAAGAGUUUCAUCGAUUUUCGAAAUAAGGUGGUGAAAUAAAAAAUUUUUUUUUAA
Molecule: messenger RNA, 1616 nt
Organism: Plodia interpunctella (Indianmeal moth)
Lineage: Eukaryota; Metazoa; Arthropoda; Insecta; Lepidoptera; Pyralidae
Gene: Jheh-lp4
Product: juvenile hormone epoxide hydrolase-like
Exons: 7
Coding region: 132-1601 (489 amino acids)
Biological process (GO): epoxide metabolic process
Molecular function (GO): epoxide hydrolase activity
Source: RefSeq, a predicted model, not a curated record